UUCAAGGUACUUCAGAGUCUUCAUCACCUAAUUAAGCUUUCUCCAUUCCUUACCGUUUAAUCUAUUCCACAAAUGGGCGUCCAAUUAGCCGGAAUUGCUCAAGCUAAAGAAAAGCUUCGCCAGACUAUCUCACCAAAAAAGGGAAGCAUUUCGAAAACUAAUGACGUUCCUAAAGGCCAUUUUGCAGUUUAUGUUGGGGAAACAUACAGGCGAUUUGUGAUACCAAUUUCUUACUUGAACCACCCUUUGUUCCAAGACUUGUUGCACUGGGCUGAGGAAGAGUUUGGGUACAGCCAUCCCAUGGGAGGUCUCACCAUUCCAUGCUCUGAAGAUUAUUUCAUCAAUCUCACUUCUGUGUUGAAUUCUUUAAUGUGCCCCUUGCAUGGAGGCUAGCUUUAACCUAUCCGUUGGUACAUUACAUGUUCAUUAGUGUUAGGAUUUCAUUGAUUUGUACGUCUUUUGAGCUAAUUUUAACAAUAGAGACCUCUAAUUGAGUCUCUUCAAUUUUGUAUACAGAUUGGGAAUGCAACCGAUUGUGUCAUCCACAUUGUACAAUACAAGUGUUGCAUAUUGCUAAAAUUUCUGCUUUAAGACCCUCCAAUUUUUUGAGCUGAA
Molecule: messenger RNA, 615 nt
Organism: Coffea eugenioides
Lineage: Eukaryota; Viridiplantae; Streptophyta; Magnoliopsida; Gentianales; Rubiaceae
Product: auxin-induced protein 15A-like
Exons: 1
Coding region: 73-393 (106 amino acids)
Biological process (GO): response to auxin
Source: RefSeq, a predicted model, not a curated record